Molecule: messenger RNA, 1144 nt
Organism: Olea europaea var. sylvestris
Lineage: Eukaryota; Viridiplantae; Streptophyta; Magnoliopsida; Lamiales; Oleaceae
Exons: 5
Coding region: 16-912 (298 amino acids)
Source: RefSeq, a predicted model, not a curated record
ACCGGACUGUGAAAUAUGUUAGGUUGGGCCGAUCCAGACCUAACCGCUAGUAUUUUGAAGACACUUCCAGAAAUUACGUCAAGUUUGAAAAAAAGGAUAGUCUCGUCCCUACAAAACAACACAACAAUCGUCGCAGUACUUACAGCAUUAAUUGAUCCAUCAAAGUUUUCCCCAGAAAGAGUGAAACUGGGUUUUGGGUUUGUUUAUUUGCAUUACAAAACAAAGAUGAGUGAAGUUGGAGUGGAAAGAAAGAGAACAGUAAAGCUCUUCUGCCCAUCUUUAUCAAAGAUAAUCCAUGUGAUUGCAAGUGAUGAGCAGAAACUGGACCUAGGUUCUAUUGCUCGAGCUUUCGGGCUCGACCCUGCAACAAUCAAGCUUAACGGUCACUUUAUAAGCAGAGGGGUUGAUCUUAUAGCUUCUUCCGUUACGUGGAAGUCUCUACUUUCUUUCUUCUCUGCUCGUGGGCUCUCCACAGGGACUAAUGAUUCUGAUGCCCUUGUUGUUGAUGGUAAACUUACCAAAAUUGGGUCUAAAAGAGUACAUGACCCAACAGAUUCUGGAAAUACAAGGACGGCUAAUGCUGAGGAAUGCUGCUAUGAUGGAAUCAAGAAAAAGCAAGAGCUUGAAUGUAACACCUGGCUCGGUAACAAACGGUUCAGGGGGACGAAUUCAGGAUCAGUACAUGCGAUAAAUCAAACUAAUGCCAUGGGUGUGAAGAGAAAAUUGGGUAUAGAUGAUGCUAAUCUUAUAAAGAGAUCGAGAUUGAAUGUAACUAUUUCAGGGUUCCAGGCAACAGAAGGUAGCCUUUCAACAACAUUACCGAACAGCAAAUUUUCGUGCAGUUACAUCAAUAAAAACAUGAAAAGAAUGAGCCAUGACGAGGCAAUCGUUGUUCCUUUCAAGAAGUUAUGAUAACUGUUUAUGGGCAUUUCUCCGAUGUACUUUAGGAGCCUGUCUUUCCACUCGUGUGUACAGAGUAAAAACCAAAUGCACCUUAGGAUGAUGCAGUUCACAUUAGCAUUAAUCGAUGUUAGGCUGUGUAUGAAAUGAGCCUAGAAGAAGAGCAGAAGACAAUUGCUGUUGUAAACUACCGAUCUUGUUUAGUUCGACUAGAAACUUUUCAAUUCUACAUUUUUACCCGAUA